Messenger RNA from Neltuma alba, 1942 nucleotides. RefSeq names its product NAC domain-containing protein 35-like. The record is from RefSeq and is a predicted model, not a curated record. The transcript has 4 exons. NCBI's taxonomy places the organism in Eukaryota, Viridiplantae, Streptophyta, Magnoliopsida, Fabales, Fabaceae. Gene Ontology annotation, biological process: regulation of DNA-templated transcription. The coding region runs from base 274 to 1611 and encodes 445 amino acids. Gene Ontology annotation, molecular function: DNA binding.
CUCUCUUCUCCCUCUCUCUCUCUUCUCCUUCUUCUUCUUCGUUCUCCUCCCUUUCUCACUCUAAUUAACCCACUUCUGCAUUUUUCUAGAGAGAGAAACUAAAACAUGAAUACUCUCUUCCUCUGUACUAGUCCAUAAUCUUAACCAUCAAAUCUCUUAUCACCACUCUUCAAAUCGUACAACUCCUCCUCCGUUUGUGUUUCAUCGAUUUAGCAGGAGCAGGCUCCAUCGAUCAUCAACUUCUUCUUCAUCGUAUCACACAGAGCCACCACCAUGAGCCUCAGCCACAGCCAUAGCCACGACGAGACCACCACCACCACGGCGACAACCGCGAAGCUCGACGACGGCCACGAGCUCGACAUGGUGAUGCCGGGCUUCCGAUUUCACCCCACAGAAGAAGAACUCGUGGAGUUCUAUCUUCGCCGUAAGGUUGAGGGAAAGCGAUUCAACGUUGAGCUCAUUACUUUUCUUGAUCUUUAUCGCUAUGACCCCUGGGAGCUUCCAGCCAUGGCGGCGAUUGGUGAGAAGGAAUGGUACUUUUAUGUUCCGAGAGAUCGGAAGUAUCGCAACGGCGAUCGGCCGAACCGCGUAACGAAGACGGGGUACUGGAAAGCCACCGGAGCUGAUAGAAUGAUCAGAACUGAGAAUUUCAAGUCAAUUGGGCUCAAGAAAACCCUAGUUUUCUACUCUGGUAAAGCUCCCAAAGGUAUCAGAACCAGUUGGAUCAUGAACGAAUAUCGCUUGCCUCACCAUGACACUGAACGAUACCAAAAGGCUGAGAUAUCACUGUGUCGAGUGUACAAAAGACCAGGAGUCGAAGACCAUCCUUCACUUCCUCGUUGUCUGCCAACCAGGCCAUCUUCUUCCCCCAGAGCUUCUUCACAUUCUUCAGACAAGAGCAUCAGUAAGCAGCACAACAACGAAACGUUUCAUCAUCAACAUCAUCAGAUCAACAACAUAGAAUUUGGGGGACAAAGUACGAUGAUGAAUAACUUUAAUCAUCAUCAUCAUCGAAUGCAGGAUCAGUUUGGAAAAACCUCCUCUUCAGAUAAUAAUAUCAAUCAAGGGGUCUCAAUAUCUCUUGGGCUUUCCAAACAAAGCAACCCUCCUUUUACUUACCCUAAUAAUUCUUCCUCAGCUCCAACAAUGGUUCCUCCAUUUCCACUCAUUGAGGACGAAGAGUUACUGAUGCUCACAAAUAUGCAGCCACUGAUAAUGAAGCAAGCUCAAGCUUCUUCCUCCUUCUUCCUCACACCGCCACCUGGUAACAAUAACAACAAUUCUUCUUCUUCAGCUUCUUCGCCAAAUGUCAUGGAGGAUCUCAACAGGCUGUUGAGUUAUAAUCAGCUGCAACAAUACUUCAACGUUAACAAUGCUCCAAGCCAUCAUCAUCAUCAACAACAACAAUUCUCUAAUUUGCUGGUUCAACCUCAUCAACCAACGGCUGUGAUGAUGAGUUCUUCGUCGGCCUUACCAACUUCUUCGCUUCCAUUAACGACGACGACAACCACCACCACGACGACCUUCUCAGAUAAUAAUAAACUGUGGGAGUGGAAUCUCAUCCCUGAGCCAAGUAAUAACAGAGAGUACAGCAACAUGUCCUUCAAGUAAUUAUAUUCUCACUUUAUUAUAUAUUAUUAUUAUUAUUAUUAUUCUCUCUGCAUUUGUGAUAGUAUAAUAAUGAUGACGAUAAUAAUUAACCUCCUGCACAUACAUUAUUUAUAUGCUUUGGAGAUUAGAGACACUAUUUAGUAUGAUCUACUUACUAUUAUGUGUUAAAUAAUUACUUCAAGUGUAUUAACAUUAUGUGUAGCACAAAACAUUAGGGCUUUAAAUGUUAGGUGUUUAUUUUUAUUUUUUAAUUAAUAAUUCGUGUAUAGUCAUAUGCAUGAUAUUAAUUGUUUCAAUUAGCAGUUAAUAAUAGAACUGUGUUAGACUCAAA